This is a messenger RNA of Dunckerocampus dactyliophorus (ringed pipefish), 1923 nucleotides long. RefSeq names its product ectonucleoside triphosphate diphosphohydrolase 5b (gene entpd5b). Gene Ontology annotation, molecular function: UDP phosphatase activity; GDP phosphatase activity. The transcript is spliced from 15 exons. NCBI's taxonomy places the organism in Eukaryota, Metazoa, Chordata, Actinopteri, Syngnathiformes, Syngnathidae. Bases 262 to 1560 code for a protein of 432 amino acids. Gene Ontology annotation, biological process: nucleoside diphosphate catabolic process. The record is from RefSeq and is a predicted model, not a curated record. Gene Ontology annotation, cellular component: membrane.
AGUCUUUAUUGGUUAAAUGUCUGGUAAAUUUUGCUUGCUCGAGCUCGCUUGCUAGUUUAGCUUGCGUUGUCCAGUUUCGCCAAGUUAGCCAGCAACCCAGCGAGCUAGCUGAAGUUGUUAAAAAAAAACAAAAAACAAAAAAAAAAACAAGCGGACUUUGCUGAGUGAUGAAAUACGGAACAAUAAAACUAAGCAAGCGAACUAUGCUGAUUGGUGAAAUACGGAACAAGUUGUGCUUUUGGUGAGGAAACAAGAGUGAAGAUGAAUCUCGUGCUUCUGCUGACGCUCGCUGUUGCAGGAGGUCAGGUUGCCACUUGUGGUGGGGGCUUCAACGGCGUUCUUCCCAGCCUCCACCGCCCGGCCAACCACAGCCACAUCUUCUACGCCGUGAUGUUUGACGCCGGGAGCACGGGGACCAGAAUUCACAUCUACACUUUCAUCCGCAAGGAGUCAGAGGCGCUGCCCGUGUUGGACAAUGAGAUGUUCCACUGGGUGAAGCCCGGUUUGUCAGCCCACGCCGACUCUCCCGUGACGGCUGCGCACUCGCUGAGGGAGUUGUUGAAGGUGGCCAAGAGCACGGUGCCUCGUCCGGAAUGGAAGAGGACUCCGGUGGUGCUAAGAGCCACAGCUGGACUUAGACUGCUGCCUGCCCCCAAAGCCCAGAGUCUCUUGGACCAGGUCCGACGUGUGUUUGAUGAGUCUCCGUUUCUGGUCCCUGACAACAGCGUGAGCAUCAUGAACGGCACGAGUGAAGGAAUCCUGGCGUGGAUAUCAGUCAACUUUCUGUCAGGCCACCUUCAUGCUGGGACCAAACAGACGGUGGGAAUCCUGGAUUUGGGAGGAGGAUCCACGCAGAUUACCUUCCUGCCACACGUCAAGGCAGACGUUGAAAAAGCAGACGAGGUUGGCAGACUGAACAUCUUCAACUCCUCCUUUGUGUUGUACACUCGCAGUUACCUUGGCAACGGGCUGAUGGCGGCACGACUUUCCACGCUGGGAGCGCUCGGCGCCCGAGGGCCGCCGCAGACUGUUUUUAAGAGUCCAUGCUUGCCGAAAGAGUUCCAGGACCGGUGGAGCUUUGGGGGGGAGACCUACCAUGUGAGCGGAGACCCAGUUGGUGCAUCAGGAUUCGACGUGUGCUAUCAGGACGUGUUGAAGACAGUCAAGGGGAUUAUUCAUCAACCGCAGCAGCUGAGAGACACCACCCAUCUUUUCUACGCCUUCUCUUACUACUUUGACCGAGCCUUGGAUGCCGGCCUCAUUGAUGAAGUCCAGGGAGGAACGCUGGAGGUCAGCGACUUCACGAGAAGAGCCGAGGAGGUGUGCAAGAAGAGCAGCAGGGAGACUCGCAUCAGACCUUUCCUGUGUCUGGACUUGACCUACAUCUCCUCUUUGCUCAAGGACGGCUUUGGCUUCAAGGAGAGCACACGACUGCUGUUGGCCAAGAAAGUGAACAACGUGGAGGCAAGUUGGGCCCUGGGGGCCAUGUUGGACCACCUCAACUUCUUGCAAACAGCGCCACCACAUCCCCAUAGGUGGCGCCCUCUGUCGUCAUGGUGACCAGUUCAUGUGGCGGAGAGAGGACCACGACGGAAUCUGCAGGGCCUGAAAUGGAGAACAAGAACCAUAGUGGUCAUGUGAACACACCCCGGUUAAACAACCACUACUUGUAUGUAGCGAAGCACAUGUAUUUACUUUUUUUAUCUUUGACUCAGCAUAAUUCAACAACAUAUUACAAACAUACAUAGUACGUAUGACUGUGUACAUUUACUGUAAUGCAGGGUGUCCUUUAUGUCUGGACACACACACACACACACUAUACCAAAAACAUUUAAUUAACAUAUUACUCAUUUAUCCACAAUAAGUAAAAUAUGAAUAAUGUGUAUAUGGACACACACCUUUGUAUUAAAUGUUUAAGAAAUA